ACAACGCAAAAUGCUCAGUACAAGAGCUAUUUCGCCUUGUGUCUCUCGUUUGAUUACCGCAACAGUUGUGAAUGUAUCACAAACCAUCAAAAUCCAACAACGCCGCUUCCUAGUAAUGAGAAAAUUCAAGUUUCAACCUCAGGAUAUAAUGCACUUUUUCAGUCAGUGAACGGAUUUGCACCGGCUUCCACAAACAAAAUGUUUGGAAAAACUCAAAUGAGAUAUAGCCAUACUGAUGUCGAAGUGCCAGAUUUCUCAUCCUACCGUCGAACAACAUCUAAUGAAAAAAGCCAACCACUAGAUGCACACAUGGGUCCGGCUUUCACCUAUGUUGUUAUGGCUGGUAUGGGAAUCACAGGAUUGCACACAGGAAAGAACGCAGUCAUAAACUUCCUACAAACAAUGUCUGCAAGUGCUGAUGUAUUGGCAUUAGCUAAGAUUGAGGUGGACCUUAACACAAUUCCAGAAGGAAAGAAUGCUGCUCUCAAGUGGCGUGGUCGUCCUUUGUUUGUACGCCAUAGGACAGCAGCCGAGAUUGAAGAUAGCAAAAACACAAAUCUCUCCGAGUUAAGAGAUCCUGAACAUGACGAUGACAGGGUUCAAAGACCAGAAUGGUUGGUGUUGCUUGGUGUCUGUACUCAUCUUGGUUGUGUACCCAUUUCAAAUGCUGGUGACUAUGGUGGAUACUAUUGUCCUUGUCAUGGUUCACACUAUGAUGCUUCUGGUCGCAUACGAAAGGGUCCUGCUCCGCUCAACUUAGAGAUUCCAGAGUAUACGUUUACUGAUGAAACUACUCUUGUUGUUGGUUAAGAUUCAGCUUAUGACACAAAAGACAACUAAAUGGAACCUUAAAAUAAUUGCUGUAUUUUAUGUGCACAGUAUCAUAUUUCUUUUUCUCUUUUACUUCCCUGAUACUUGUUGAAAAUGGAUAUUUAUACAAUGUAUAUGUGAUAAAUAAAUCUUGUAUUGCUCA
Molecule: messenger RNA, 973 nt
Organism: Xenia sp. Carnegie-2017
Lineage: Eukaryota; Metazoa; Cnidaria; Anthozoa; Malacalcyonacea; Xeniidae
Product: cytochrome b-c1 complex subunit Rieske, mitochondrial-like
Biological process (GO): mitochondrial electron transport, ubiquinol to cytochrome c
Cellular component (GO): membrane
Molecular function (GO): quinol-cytochrome-c reductase activity; 2 iron, 2 sulfur cluster binding
Source: RefSeq, a predicted model, not a curated record